Alligator sinensis (Chinese alligator) is the source of this 1227-nucleotide messenger RNA. RefSeq names its product troponin I1, slow skeletal type (gene TNNI1). The transcript is spliced from 6 exons. The coding region runs from base 68 to 568 and encodes 166 amino acids. Gene Ontology annotation, cellular component: troponin complex. Gene Ontology annotation, biological process: muscle contraction. NCBI's taxonomy places the organism in Eukaryota, Metazoa, Chordata, Crocodylia, Alligatoridae. The record is from RefSeq and is a predicted model, not a curated record.
UUUCCUCCUUUCCCUUUAGAGAAAAUCCAAGAUCACAGCCUCGCGCAAACUCUUGCUGAAGAGUUUGAUGCUGGCCAAAGCGAAGGAAGAAUGGGAUCAAGAGCAAGUGGACAAGCUGUCAGAGAAGGACAGGUACCUGGCCGAGCGGAUCACACCCCUGAGUACCAGCGGGCUGUCCCUGAGCCAGCUCCAGGACCUGUGCAGGGAACUGCAUGAAAAGAUCGACAUCGUGGAUGAGGAGAGAUACGACAUCGAAGCAAAAUGCCACCACAACACCAGAGAGAUUAAAGACCUGAAACUGAAAGUGCUCGACCUCCGUGGCAAGUUCAAGCGCCCUCCGCUGCGGCGUGUCCGUGUGUCUGCUGAUGCCAUGUUGAGGGCUUUGCUUGGCUCCAAGCACAAAGUCUCCAUGGACCUGAGAGCCAAUCUGAAAUCUGUCAAGAAGGAGGACACAGAGAAGGAACGUCCAGUGGAAGUGGGUGACUGGCGUAAGAACGUGGAGGCCAUGUCUGGCAUGGAGGGUAGGAAGAAGAUGUUUGAUGCUGCCAAGUCUCCAACAGGCCAGUGAGAGGUGCUUCCUGGAAGGACGAAGAUCUCCCUCCACCCCUGCCUCCUAUCACCUGCAGCUUUGUUCCCUGCUGGCCUAUUCCAGCAAUGGCCUUCGAACCAACCCAUUUGUGAAAAUCUCCUUUGAAAAGAUAAUCCAGUCCUGUGUUUCUGUCACUCCCUGCCCCACAGCCGUCCCCAGUCCCAGCAGUGGCAGUAGCCACUGCCUCACUUGAUACAGUGAAAUAAUUGCUCCAGUCUGGCACUAUAGCAGAGGACUGCCAUUGCCUCCUGAAGGUCCUGGCUUGCUAUAUCCACCCAAUGGAGUGACGUGAGCAUGUAUUUGUAGGGAGUCCAAGAAGGUAUUGACAUUGUGGCCCAAAGUGCCAAUCAUAUUAAAUACUAAGGGUGAGUGUCCAGACAACCAUCCUGCUCAUGUCCUGUGCCAUACAGAAUGGAAAUGCCUAUGCCAUGUGCUGACGGUUACAUGGAGGCAGGUUGUCUGAGUUUCUUAGUCUUGUACCCAACUCAAAUGUUGCUAGAUGUGUUUGUCCUGUCCUUCUCCACCAGCUAUGGCAGACAGCACUGGGAGGUCCUGCUCUCACCACCCAGCUCUGACAUGUCCAGUUUGUGAGAUGUGACUGCUGUGUCUGUACGGUUAUUAAAAGACUGUCCUUAGAA